AUGGACGGGACAUUGUCGGGGUCUCUAGGACUUCUAAUACUUCGUCAGCCGUGGGACGAGAAAGAGGAACGACAUCAUCGGGCGGAUCUAGAAGCCAAUCACAAAAUAAUAACAAUCAUCACGCCUCCCCCAACACCGGGUGGAGGGGGAGCGUCAAACUCAUCGACUGGAGGAGGAGGAGGAGUCGGGUCUGGUAAUGUGACAGAGCCUUCAACAUCGUCCGCACCCACAAAUUAUCCCAAAAUUUACGGAAAGAUUGUACUCACCUCGGACAAUGUUCUCCUGGACAAGAACAAGUGUGGAGAAACUCCUUCUGCAACCGAUGGCAUGGACGAAGACAUUGAAUGGGAGACUCGAGUUGUUGCCUGUGAACUUAUUUCAUCUUCUGGGAUACUUUUAAAACUUCCUCAGACGGCAAUGGCUACGGGACAAGUUUUAUUUCACCGAUUCUACUAUACCAAAUCCUUCCUACGUCAAGAUAUGGAACAAACUGCGAUGGCUUGUAUAUAUCUUGCUUCGAAAAUUGAAGAAGCUCCACGAAGAAUACGCGACAUUAUUAACGUAUUUCAUCAUCUGCAGCAACUUCGGAGUGGAAAAACAAUGGAGCCAAUGGUUUUGGACCAAUCUUAUAUCCAGUUAAAAAGUGAGGUCACUCUCGCUGAGCGAAGGGUUUUAAAAGAGUUGGGAUUUUGUGUUCAUGUGAAGCAUCCUCACAAGCUAAUUGUGGUCUAUAUGCAGCAGUUGGGCUAUGAUAGAGAUUCGCAGUUCGUCCAGAUGUCAUGGAAUUACAUGUCAGAUGCUUUGCGAUCCAAUGUGUUUGUGCAGUAUAAACCUGAAGCCAUUGCGUGCGCUUGUAUUUUUUUAAGCGCCAGGAAAUUAAAGAUUCCCCUUCCUUCAAGUCCAUCCUGGUAUAUUGUAUUUGAUGUGGAGGAAGAGCACAUACUAGAUAUUUGUGAAACAAUCCUUGAACUGUAUCAACGACCAAGGAUUGACUAUGAUGUGUUUAUGAAGAAGUAUAAAGGCCUCAGGAAAGCAUUCAAGGAGUCCAAGGACAAAGCCAAGGCAAUUACAAUUGCUGACAAGCUUGCACAAGGUUCCAAUGAUGCUAAUUCGAGUCCUGCGUCCCUUCCAACGUCACCCAAGCCCGGCAGCGAAGGAUCAUCAAGUAGUGCUGUCCAGAAUAAUAAAGAAGGCAAUGAUCACAAGAGGAAACUUGAUGCUGGCGAUCAUGUACAAAAAGCUCCAAAUUCACCACAGCCAAAGAAAUCGCGCCGGACUCCUUCCCCAAUUACUUUUGACGAUAGCCCACAAAGGCAUAACAAAAAGAACAAGAAGCGAAGAAAAUCAAGGUCCGAUUCCAGCUCUAGAUCACGCUCGCGAGAAAGAAGAUCACUAAAGAAACACUCACGCCGAGAAAAGUCUCGAAGUCGGAGUAGAAGUCGUUCAUACUCUCCGAAACGCUCAUCACAUCAUAAAAAAUCGACCAACAAGGUACAUCAUCGCUACCGUUCCAGAUCCAGAUCCUAUUCACCCGUGGAAAGGGAUGACAUUCGAUAUGACCGAUACUAUAAAAAGCCCAAAUCCUCAAAACAUGGGAGGGAUGAAGAUCCAAACAAAUCUAGAAGCAGGGACAAAAUCCGAAGAUGACGAACAUGAGACUUAAGUAUGGAUUGAAACUUUUCUCUCUCCAAAUUAAACUUUUUUGUAGUUAAUGGUUAGAUUUAUAAGUG
Messenger RNA from Folsomia candida, 1730 nucleotides. Its product is annotated as cyclin-L1. Bases 1 to 1647 code for a protein of 548 amino acids. Gene Ontology annotation, cellular component: nucleus. The transcript has 9 exons. The record is from RefSeq and is a predicted model, not a curated record. Gene Ontology annotation, biological process: regulation of transcription by RNA polymerase II. Gene Ontology annotation, molecular function: cyclin-dependent protein serine/threonine kinase regulator activity. NCBI's taxonomy places the organism in Eukaryota, Metazoa, Arthropoda, Collembola, Entomobryomorpha, Isotomidae.